This is a messenger RNA of Pelobates cultripes (western spadefoot toad), 156 nucleotides long. The record is from the annotation of a GenBank genome assembly. Lineage: Eukaryota; Metazoa; Chordata; Amphibia; Anura; Pelobatidae.
AUGGCCGCCGCACGCCAGCCAUGUGCGCGACCUACCCGCAUAAUUAAGCUGACCGCAGGGGAGACCAACCAGCACCACCUGACCACCAUCACAGACUGCCCCAGAGAUAUGUUGGCUGACUACGCUGGGACGAACCAAGGUACAGGCUAUAGUUAA